Molecule: messenger RNA, 8755 nt
Organism: Lagopus muta (rock ptarmigan)
Lineage: Eukaryota; Metazoa; Chordata; Aves; Galliformes; Phasianidae
Gene: ZNF711
Product: zinc finger protein 711
Exons: 15
Coding region: 345-2768 (807 amino acids)
Biological process (GO): regulation of transcription by RNA polymerase II
Cellular component (GO): chromosome; nucleus
Molecular function (GO): RNA polymerase II transcription regulatory region sequence-specific DNA binding; DNA-binding transcription factor activity, RNA polymerase II-specific; chromatin insulator sequence binding
Source: RefSeq, a predicted model, not a curated record
CCCCGCCGCCCGGCCCUGCCUGUGAUUGGUGCAGGCCCGGCCCUGGCGGACCCGAAUGCCAGGCCGCGGCGGCGGCGGCGGAGUCCUGCGGGCCGAGGCCUCCCCCCCCUCCCGCCGCCCGACACCCGGGCGCAGCCCGCCGAGAGGCCGCCCGGCGCGGGGACCCGCACAGUUAAGUUGGAGCCUCCCUCGUUUGGAGCGAUGACUGUUGCUUGAAAUCUCCAUCUUUGCGGGCUGCUUGCUGCUUUCUCACCUGAGGAUUUCAAGAGUGUAAAAGAAUAACCUCUGGUCAUUUCCUUCCUUGAUAAUGAAGUUACAUUAUUUGUGAAUGAAUUUUGCUGAAUAUGGAUCCGGGUGGUGGAAGUCUUGGAUUGCAAACACAAGAAUCCAAAAUGCCUCACGCUAUGAUUAUGCAGGACUUCGUGGCUGGAAUGGCCGGCACUGCUCAUAUUGAUGGAGAUCAUAUUGUUGUGUCAGUCCCUGAAGCUGUCCUUGUUUCUGAUGUUGUUACCGAUGAUGGAAUAACUCUUGACCAUGGCUUAGCAGCUGAAGUUGUGCAAGGACCAGACAUCAUCACUGAAACUGAUGUUGUAACAGAGGGUGUCAUUGUUCCUGAUUCUGUUCUGGAAACUGAUGUGGCUAUUGAAGAAGCACUAGAUACCAGUGAUCAUGUUCUGACUUCUGAUCUAAUAACAGAAGCUGUUAGAGUUCCUGACCAGGUGUUUGUGGCUGACCUUGUUACGGGUCCCGAUGGACAUUUGGAGCACGUGGUGCAAGACUCCGUGUCAGCAGCUGACUCACCUACGAUGGUCUCAGAAGAAGUCCUUGUAACAAACUCAGAUUCUGAAACAGUCGUUCAGGCAGCUGGUACUGUUCCUGGCUCUACAGUGACUAUAAAAACAGAAGAUGAUGAUGAUGGCAAGAGUACAUCGGAAGACUACUUAAUGAUAUCUUUGGAUGAUGUUGGAGAAAAACUGGACCACAUAGGAAGCACUCCCUUGAAAAUCAGUACUGAAGUGACAAAUGAUGAAGUGGCUAAAGAUGAUGGGUUUGGUUCUGAAGUUAUCAAAGUAUACAUAUUUAAAGCUGAAGCUGAAGAUGAUGUUGAAAUAGGUGGGACAGAAAUUGUCACAGAGAGUGAUUUUCACAAUGGACAUUCGGUAGCUGGAGUAAUUGAACAAGGAGGUGUUGGUAGAAUGCAGCGAGAAAAAAUGGUUUACAUGGCUGUUAAGGACUCUUCUCAGGAAGAUGAAGAUAUUAGCUGUGCUGAAAUAGCAGAUGAAGUUUACAUGGAAGUUAUUGUAGGUGAAGAAGAAGCUACAUCACUUCCAGACACGCAGCUUGAAGAGACUGGUGUGAAUAAAACUUUUGUUCCUGUUGCUUGGGCUGCUGCUUAUGGAGAUGACAGAAGACUACCCAGAAGAUAUGAAGAUGGUCAAGCGGCAGGGAAUAACUUGGAUACACGAUUAGAAAACAAAAACGGUAAUGCAACACAAUACCUGCAGAUUUGUGAUAGCAUUAGCACUAAUAGAGUGCUAAAACAAAAAACCAAGAAAAGGAGGAGAGGAGAGGCCAGGCAAUGGCAAACAGCUGUUAUAAUAGGUCCUGAUGGACAGCCCUUAACAGUUUACCCUUGUCAUAUAUGUGGGAAAAAAUUUAAAUCCAGAGGAUUCUUGAAAAGGCAUAUGAAGAAUCAUCCAGAUCAUAUGAUUAAGAAGAAAUACCAGUGUACAGACUGUGACUUUACAACUAACAAAAAAGUAAGUUUCCACAAUCAUCUGGAAAGCCAUAAACUUAUAAAUAAAGUUGAUAAAACCCACGAGUUUACGGAAUAUACAAGAAGAUACAGAGAAGCAAGCCCGUUGAGUUCUAAUAAACUAAUACUGAGGGACAAAGAGCCUAAACUGCACAAGUGCAAAUACUGUGACUAUGAAACUGCAGAGCAGGGGCUACUCAAUAGACAUCUACUUGCAGUUCACAGUAAGAACUUCCCUCAUGUAUGUGUGGAGUGUGGGAAAGGAUUCCGUCAUCCGUCAGAGCUGAAAAAGCAUAUGAGGACCCACACUGGGGAAAAGCCAUACCAGUGUCAGCACUGUGUCUUCAGGUGUGCCGAUCAGUCCAAUCUGAAAACUCAUAUCAAAACCAAACAUGGGAACGACUUGCCAUUUAAAUGUGAGCACUGUCCCCAGGCUUUUGCAGAUGAAAAGGAGCUGCAGCAGCACACAGAAUUGUUUCAAGGGCAUAAGACUCAUCAGUGUCCGCACUGUGACCAUAAGAGCACCAACUCCAGUGACCUGAAGCGACACAUUAUUUCAGUUCAUACGAAGGAUUUUCCCCACAAAUGCGAGGUAUGUGAAAAAGGCUUCCAUCGUCCAUCAGAGCUCAAAAAGCAUAGUGAAACCCAUAAAGGUAAAAAGAUACAUCAGUGUAGACACUGUGACUUUAAAACGUCAGAUCCUUUUAUACUGAGCGGGCACAUCCUCUCAGUUCACACCAAGGACCUGCCUUUUAAGUGCAAAAGAUGUAAAAGAGGAUUUAGGCAGCAAACUGAACUUAAGAAGCACAUGAAGACGCACAGUGGAAGAAAAGUUUAUCAAUGCCAGUAUUGCGAAUAUAGCACUACGGAUGCGUCAGGCUUUAAACGACACGUAAUAUCAAUACACACAAAAGACUAUCCACAUAGGUGUGAGUAUUGCAAAAAGGGAUUCCGUAGACCAUCAGAAAAAAAUCAGCAUAUAAUGAGGCACCACAGAGAGGCCAUAAUGUAAUAUAUGAUGUCAAGAAGGAAGCAAUUUAGAAACUGUGUUAUGAUAAUUGGGGAAAAAAAAAUCUCAUGAACUGUUUCUCCUGGUUUCAAAGCUCGAUAUUAAAUCAUAACUUUACAUUCUUUGUAUUAAAAGUCUUAAAGUAUUAGGGUUGACAGGGGAUCUCAUAGCCCUAUGAUUGUUGCUUAUCAGAACCUGAAGAGCACUAUAGAAUGCAGAAAGAUGGAUGAAUGUCUUAAAUUUGCAGAAAGAUGAAUGAAUGUCUUCAAGUAAUAGUAUUACGCGUUGUUAAGCUAUGGAAGACAAAAAGAAGAUGAUUGUGUUACCCAUUUUGUCAGUGAGAGCGUUUGUCUCCAUACUAAAACAGUUCAGAUACGUGACGGGAUUCUUCACAGCUGGUUUGCUGAGGCAGCUGGGCCUGGCUUCUUGUGUGGUUCUGAGAGAAGAGUAUUCGUCAGUCACUUGGUCAUAACGUUUGAAAUCGUGCCUGGAAAUUAUAUUCUAGAAUUGGUCAGAGUUAGGGGGGGUUGUCCUGCUUUCAACAAAUACAACAUUUCAUUGGGAAACUUUUUGGUUUCCUCUAUUAGUUAGGUCCAACAAGAAAUUUGUAAUGAUUUUCAAAGCUGCUAACCUAUUUUAUUGCAGGAUUCAAUGAUAAAAACACAGCGUUGUGAUCUUAGAGGUGGUGUUUUGGUGCUAGGCUUAAAGACGUGUAUGUACAUAACUUCCCUUUUUUACCUGAAACUAUGGCUGAAUGUUGUUCAGUAUGGCACAUAAAAUUAAGUUUGAAUCUGAUUCUAUUUUUUAAGGAUGAAAUGGAUGCAGCUGAUAGUGUUGCUACUCAGCACUACUUUUUUUUUCUCACUACUUUAAGAUCUCAAAGUACUAUUAAAAAGAAAAUUGAAAAAACCUAUAGUUUGUUUUUAAUUAAAAUUCAGAGCACUUAGAAGCUCUUUAGGGCAGUGUUCUUAGCAGGUAUGGCAAUUGCCUUACCUCCUAAUAUGAAAUUUUCAAUAUAGACAUAAAAUUGCACCUUUUAAUCAAUUCUUAAAAGAAAGAAAUCUAUACCACGCUAUAAACGUGCAUUUUCAAUCUGUAAGAAAGUAUAUAUGCAGUAUUUAGCCAGAGAAAUAUGCUGCCGCUAGAGUUUGGAGAUGGAUCUUCAGUUUACAGUGUAUACAUUUAAAAUAUGCAUCCCUUUAAACAGUGCUUUGUGUUAGCAUGCUGCAGAUCAAAUGGCGCUUAAUAUAACGAGCUGGUCUAGGGCUAUUUAAUGAACAACCUGUUCAUAAGUGUUACGCAUAUAAUGUGUAUUUUUUACUCUUUUUAGUUGCUUCAUGUUUGCACACAGCUGUUCACAUGAGAAAUUGUAACUUCAUGCUAUAUUGUGGCUUUUUGUGUUUCAGAUAUGUUCAUAUUUUGUUUUUGCACCAGAUGAGAAUCAGUUCCUUGAGAAAAUUUUUUUUUAUAUUUCUAAACUUCAGGAAGUGAAAUUUGGGAAAUCUCUUAGAAAAAUACGUGUUUUAUGUGGCUGUAAAAAAUGAUGUACACGCUGUAAAAUAAGAUUGUCACUGUGUGGGAUUAUUAUUUCUAAAUGUGUUACUCAUCGUAACGGGCAUACAAUAAAAUGCAUCUCUUGCACUCCAAAUAUUUUGGAGUCUAUUUCUCAUUUAUGGUGAUUUAGGAAAGUCUCAUUCGGUGUAAUUUUGCCUUAAUAUUUUAGUUACGUUAUUCCCUAGUUGAUAUGAAAUGUAGUAACAUCUCAAGUAAGCAGGUUACCCAAGGUAUGUUUGUGUACCACUGUUGAGGGGGAAUAUUGAGGUUCCAGUUAAGCUGCUAAGGUGACAGGUAACGUACGUACUUCUGUUUCUAAAUAAUUAUCACAUGUGAUAGUGCUGUACCUUUACAAUUCUUUCCUUCAAGUGAAGAGAACAUAACAUUUCAAUUUUUGGAGAAAGGCAGGUAGGUGCUGUCUUUUAUUAGCUUUAUAAUAAGAGCAGCUGUCGAAAUGCUAAAAACACUGCUUUCAUUGCUUUCUUAAUUUUCUUCUCUUCUUAGAAUACUUGAAUCAUGGCAUCAGUGGUAGAUUGGAAACUAAGAAAAUAAUGCAGUGUUAAAUGAACACUACAUUGAGGAUUUCCAGCAUGCUGUUAGCCAGCCAAUGCGUGGCUGUUGUGCGGGCAAACAAACUAUGCAGACGGUGCUAAUGGAAUAGUCUGGUUUUUGUUUCUGAUACUUUCUUCUUCUGUAGGUCCAGCAGACAGAGGAGACAGUGACACUCACAAAACGUUAAAAAUUAAUCUUUUGUUUUGUUGACAAUUUUAAUACUUUAUUCCUGAAAAUUAUAUUGAAUACGUAGACUGGAAGAGAUCCUUCAUAACAGGCUGAAGAUGACUGUUCUGUGCUGGCUCAUUUUUCCACCUCCAGGAUGGACAGAAUAACCAGAUAUGUGAGUACUUUUAACAUCUUCAGCCAGCACUGUAACCAGAUUCAGUUCUGCACUGCCUAAGGACCCACCAGGGUUGGUGUGGUACAGAACAGGCCAUGAGGGUGGCAGACAAAGGAGUACGGAGGAAGACUUUGAGCUUACACGAUUUCAGUUUAAAAUCGCAGAGAUGCGGGUAAUUCUUUCCAUGAUAAAUGGUUGUUUUGUGUAAGAUGAGAUAAUACACACCAAAGUUGGAUUUCUUAUUUUCUAAGUCUCUAACUGAACCCCAGUUGUUAUCUUACCUGUCAUAGAAUCAUAGAAUCACAAGGUUGGAAAGUACCUACAAGAUCAUCUAGUUCAACUGUCCUAUCACCAAUACUACCACUAAGCUACUAAACCAUAUCAUGCAGCACCUCAUCCAGACACCAUCUUUUACUUCUGGAUUUUUGUUUAUGGUUUUCAAGGUUUUGGAAGUGACACCACAUCUUCGAGUGAUGGCCGUGUUAAGUUGCUCUGAUCUUUCUGAAGUUUGAAGAAAACAACAGUAGACAGCUGUACUGUGUUUUUCUCAUGUAUGGUUCCUUUCAGAUUUCAUCUGAGAAAACUCCCUUAACGAUGCUUUUUUAUUCCAGUUAUGGGAUGUGCCAAAACUUCUCAGAAUAAAUGUUAGUUAAGAACCACUGGUGUCUACCAUCCUAAAAAGCACAGUGCAGUGUGGGACAUCAAUUCUCUUACUCAGAUUUUCUGUUGCAUGUAGUUACUCCAUGCCCUAAACUCUUACACACUGUAAAGUCCACUGAGUGCUUUUUUGUGUGGUUUGUUUUUUUUUUUAAUAUAUUUAAUGAUGGCAAGAACAAUAUGGUGGGUGCUGGAUAAAGAUUUUCUUCAUUUUCAGCUUCAUCAUCAUACAAAGUUCUGUAGUGCUUUAUUACAGAAGUUGAAAUUGGCUUUGAGUGUUUCGCAACCUGAAGGUCUGCCCAGUGAGAUUUCCUUCUGGUUAGGAAAAAAAAAGUUCUACCUUUUGAAAUGUGGAAAUCUGAGAGGAGCAUGUUUUCCAAGAUAUGCGGGAGGAAAUAGUAGUUGGAAAAACUACAGCUGUAGUUGGUUGUUGUCAGCUGAGGAACAAAUUUAGGAAGGGAAAGAGGAGCUGAAGAACAGGUGCAGCCUAGUAGUCUCUGUGACAGAUAGAUGGAGAACCUGAGCCGAGUUUAAUGGAAGUGGUUCCGGGCAAACUUCUCCACUGGGAAGCAAAAAGACGAGUUAUCUCUGCAGUCUGGUUGGCUUAUUGCUUUAUCUGUUUGAACUUGUCUUUAUAUUCAUUAUUUCUUUCUUCUUUUGACAGUGGAACAGCAAAAUGGACAGUGAGAUGUAGCUAAGAAGAGACGGUGUGGAAAUAAGGACUGUUGAAGGGAAAAAUAGUAGUUUCAAGUGUCCACAAUUAAAGGUGAUGAAAUGGAGAGAGUAUCUGGAGGAACGCCAACAAAGUAAUCUCAAGGUAAAGGUUGGAUAAAGCUUCUUUCUUUGGAACUGUUUGUAUAAUGCUUCUAGCUUGUCAAGCCCAGAUGAGUUCAUGGCAAAGACCACAAUUGCUGAAAGAGUGACUGAAGAACAGAUGUUGGGCACAUCAGGAAAAACUGAAGUUCUCACCAGCAUGGCCUGCCAUUCUCUUCUGAGAGAAAAUUAAGUGCAUGAAACAGUACGAGUAACAUUUGUGCAACAGAUGUUAGCAACAAGUCACAGACACAGGUUUUGACAAACUGAACACUUGAAAACCACUGCUAGGAAGAAAUCUUGCCUCAUUCACUGUUCACUUGCAAGUCAAUGAGUGAACCAUCCGUUUUUAUUAAAGCAACUAAGCUUGGACUUCAUGAGUUAAAUUUCAUCAUAACGGACUUCUUAUUGAGAGAGACCAACAAAUGAAUGAGGCCGUGGGAACUGAGAAAUACAACUCACCCCCAGGUCAUCCUGCAAAUGGCAGAGCUCUUCACCAAACAGCUGUACAGGUCGUUGGUCUUGCGGUUCAGUUCAGCAAGGAGCUCACCGAAGUAGCGGCAGUCCAGCUGGUCAUUGUUCUCCUGAGAGCAAUUGAAGUAACAGAUGGUAAGCAAGAUGAUCAUAACCCAUUCUCUUCCUUGGGAAGAAAGCUGCAUGUGAAAAUGCUACCAACGUGAUGGAAUUUUUUGCUUACUCAUACCAAUGUGUGAUUUGUUUAUACUAUUCUUUUCCUGGCUAUUGUGUGUUCCAUGUCUUCUGGUUUUCAGUAAACUAUACAGAAGUAAAUUCUUCCUUUACAGCAACAAGAAAUAGGCUAAGCAAUAUCUUUUUCAGCAAUGUUAUCAUUCUUAUUCUAAUACAGAAAGCAUAGAUAAUUAGUAAAACCUCCUUUAAUGAUCUUUAAUGUUUCCAUAGCUGUAGUAGUGGGCAGAAUGCAUAUGGACAGCACCGAGAACUUACAGAAAGGCACUCACAUAAGCCACCUCCUUUUUUUUUUGUUUUUUUUUGUUUUUUUUAAACCCAACAGAAUGUUAAAGCAUCUUUAACUGAAGAUAAAAUGUUUGCUUACAUGAAUAAUAAAAGUGAAAACAGGCUAAACUGAGUUUAACUAAGUUGUUUUAUUGGACUCUUGUCUAUGGAAAAUUUCCACAGACCAAUACAGACAUCACCCAGUAUGUCAGUCUCACCACCUGUAUGUUCAACAGAUGCAUGGGACGGGACUGCCACAUGUGAACCCCCAGCCAAAACAGUGCUACUCACCAACUUCCACAUGAAGUUAUUUCAGACCCCCACUGAGCAGGUCAGAUAGAAAGCAAUGCUGAAUUGGCCUAUGUCCAGUUUAUAAAGCACUUUUUACCUACAUUUUACUAAAACUGGAAAGAAGCAUAAGUCUUGUAUUACUCAGCCUUUGUUGUACUAACAGAUGAAACCUGACUGAAUCAAUGAGCAGCACUCUGAGAUAAAGAAAGAAAAAAGCACCACAGCAAAGCAGCAAGACUUGAUGGGUACACUUAAGCACUUUGCUGUUUAUACUUACAGAAGGGACAUAAUGCUUAAUUACCACGCUAUGAUUUUGAGUGUGGACUUUUGAAGAGCAGAAAUCAGUAACUUAAUCUAUCUGUAAAGUUCUGUACUCCAUGUCCAAAAGCAUAUUGUGAGUAGUAAAACAUGCAGCAAAUGACUCUUACCUGUUCGCAGGUUUGAACUGUCACCCUCCUCACUGCAGUUCCUCUGCAGUCAUCAGUCACAGAGAUGGGCAUUACUUCACAGGGGCUGCCGGUCUGUGUUUGCUGGCACUGCUGUGUGACUGGGGGCUGCUCGGGCUGCUGGCAGGGCUGGAUGGCACAGCACUGAUCAGACAGCUGUGGAAUCUGACACUGGUGGGAAAAUUGGUACUGCUUCUCCUAAAACAAAAACAGGAGUGAAUUUUCUUUAAGUUGCUGAACACAUCUUAGUGAGAUGCAAGCACAAUAAAAAUAUGUAAAUGAAUGAAAGGUGUUUUGGCAUCAAAAGACUGUUUCAGGUAUUUUAAUAAUGUUAAUAAAAUUGCUUUUUCUUACUAUUUGAA